Messenger RNA from Alligator sinensis (Chinese alligator), 990 nucleotides. RefSeq lists its product as uncharacterized. The record is from RefSeq and is a predicted model, not a curated record. The coding region runs from base 1 to 990 and encodes 329 amino acids. The transcript is spliced from 7 exons. Lineage: Eukaryota; Metazoa; Chordata; Crocodylia; Alligatoridae.
AUGGGCCCAGGGCAGGACACGGCAGCCCUGGGCCGGAGGGGCUGGAUACUCGUGGCCAUCAUGUUCCUCGCCAAGUCCCUGUUUCUCUCAUGCUUAGUGUUGGGAGUCCAGCUACACCUGCACCAACCUCAGCGGUUCCUGGUUGUGGAAGUCGGUGGGACAGCAGAGAUCCACUGCUCCUCCAGCAAGGAUGUGGAUGGGGGAGCAAAAUUGCACUGGUAUCUGAGAAGGGCGGGUGAGGCCCCCAUGCACAGGAAGGACUGUGCGGAUGAUACAAAAGGGCCCAAAUUUGCUUGCAAACAUCAGAAAUACGGCACAACCCUGGAAAUCUGGGACAUGCAAAGGAAGGAGUCUGGCAUUUAUUACUGUGCACAUGCAACCACUAGCUCCUUGACUUUUGGGAACGGAACCAUGGUGAUCGUUGGAGACAGCUUCACCAAAGACAGCUCCGUGCUGCUCCUGGGCCCUGUUGCAGGGGAGAACGGAGCCACAGACUCUGCACAUCUGGCCUGUGUGAUCCGUGGUUUCUCCAACCUGGUCCAGGUGUCCUGGGGUGUUACCGGAAAGGAGCCAACCCAGGGGCUGCUGCACUCACUGGAAGCCAGUAAUGGGUCCUUAACACUCAUCCAUCACAUCAGCAUCCCCUGGGCCAGCUGGGCCAGCGGGACGACCGUCACCUGUGAGGUCACAUUCAACUCAUCUGGCAGCAGCGUCACCAGACAUGCCGUCUAUUCUGCAUCUCCCUCUGCAUGCUGUGUCAUGCUCUCUGUCGUGGCAGUGGGCAGUGCCCUGCUGCUGUUCACGGUGCCCCUGAGUCUCAUCUGGAUCCACUGCCCACCCCGAUGGGGAUCCCGGCCUAGGAAGCCAGCAGCUCGCAUCUCCCAGGAGAAUCAGGAUGGACUCAUAUAUGUGGACCUGGUGUUUCAGCCAGCAACUUGCCACAAGCCCAGAAAGCAGCAGGCAGCACGAGGGAAGAAUGUGACACCAUGA